This is a messenger RNA of Marasmius oreades (fairy-ring Marasmius), 2315 nucleotides long. RefSeq lists its product as uncharacterized. Lineage: Eukaryota; Fungi; Basidiomycota; Agaricomycetes; Agaricales; Marasmiaceae. The transcript has 4 exons. The record is from RefSeq and is a predicted model, not a curated record. Bases 13 to 2067 code for a protein of 684 amino acids.
GUCGCGUACAAAAUGGCAAGAGCUACACGGUCAUCUGUCUCUUCCUCGACAGCCACCAAGAAGCGCAAACGCACUGAGGACGACGACUCAACAGAUGUCCCUCCCACAAAACAAACAAAGUCUCAAGAUGAUGUCGUGGAUCAGUCUAUUCACAUCCAGAAAGAAGAAGCAGACAAAAUACUAGCCGUGCUAGAAAUGAUCGAUGUUCAAGGCCUUUUGGAUCGUGUCUUUCCAUUGCCAUCCGAUGAAUCCAAGUCAUUUUCUUUUCGGGCUCUUCUGAAAGACUGCGCGGAACAUCCCCUGUCCGUAUUACAAUCAGCAGUGCAAAAGCUUUUCCCGAUAUCGUCACAUCCUAGAGCUCUACCAUCCAAGCCAGCGGCUCAGCAGCUCAGAUUUUGUCAGCUAGCUCUUUCUCUUCUCAAUCAAGCUUCUCACACACGGCUCCCUUCCAACGAAGCCGGCUCCGACAAUUCUGCAGAACAACAGUCGGAUGAAACAUCAUCGCAGGAUGAGUCACCUUCAAAUCGUUACCUCUCGCCUCGAUAUGCCCUCGUUCAGCAUCUCCCGCAAGGAGAUUACUGGACUUCCGUUAACUCGUCCAUACCUUCCGACAUCAGUCGCGAGCUGCGAGAUCUUCCUCAUGGGCAUGCAGACCUCGUUGCGAUUCUACCCUUUGCUCGCUCUUCCAAACCUUUCUCGUCGGUACCAAACCUCGGCUCUUAUCAUACGAAAGUAUUGCCCUCACAUAUUAAUAAGAUGCCCGUCGAACGCCGUAUCUCUCGGGGCUCAUUCUUAGACUACGGUCCCUACUCGAGUUUCGCUCCAACUUUUGAUCAGGAUGGUACCGAAAUUGGUAGACAGGAGUUAGGGGAACACUAUUUGGCACAGAAUGCGAAGCGCAAGGAGAAGUCCAGAAAGUUGAAGCUGUGGGCAGAACACCGACACAGAGCGAGGGCAAUGGAUAGCAUUGUUAUGAGAAGUGACGAACAUGAUGAUACAGUUGAGGUUGAAGAGAUCAAGUCGGGUAAUUUUGAACAAGAGUUGCAAGAACUCUUACCUAGUCAUGAGGUUGACUCAAUCAAGGCAGGCUUACGAAGUCUAGAGCUCGAAUCGGCCGUCCAAGAGCUCCUCGACAGGAAUCGGAAGGCUUUGGAAAGGCUACAGGACCUUCAAUACAGGAGAUUGGUAGCAGAAGGUGGGGGAUCUACCGGGGUUGAGGAAGGAUCGGAAGAAUGGGAUACUGCCCAUGGUAUCUUAGAUUCUUUGACCAUAUUAGCAUCAUUAAGACCGAGGUCAUCAAUGGGAGAGCAUCCGCCAUUUGUAUUGACACCCUCUGCUCUUCACGCCCUUCACCGAACCCUUCCCCUUGCUCCUACAUCUGGUUGGCACGGAAACCUUCCUCCAGGACGAAGUACUGCAUUACGGGAUGACUCCACCGUUAAGAUACGUCCCGGGGUACCUGUACCGGCUGCUACUGUCGCGGCUCCCAUCCCCACUCCCGCCGCUAAUGCCGCAGCAACUACCCAGAGCUAUCCCUCAUUCCCAUACACCCAAGCACAAAGCCAAUAUGGCAAAGUCAACGCGGGUGGCACGGGGGCGACGACAUAUGUUUUACCUUACAAGCAUGGUGCCAGCGCUUACUAUUCAGCGCAACAGCAAGGGAGUUACUAUGCGACUACUCAGACCUAUGCAGCAACCGGACAUCAACCGUACACUUAUUCAGGCGGCUGGUACAACAACUAUACUCCCCCCGCCAACGUAACUACGACCAAUACGGCAGGUAGCUCAUCUGGCACUGCUACUCCUACCGCCUCUGCACCGUCAUAUACGUCCUUCUUCGGUUCUAGUCAACAGUCGACGACGUCUGGUUCGACAUCGACACCUGCACAGAAGCGCCCCUCAUUAGCCGUCGCAAAUACGGUUUCGCAAAACGGAUUGACUGCUGCAAAUAAUGCCGCUACUCCUGUGGCAGCAGGCGGGGUCGCAUUGCCGCUUCCUCUGCGUUCCAACGGUCAACAGAGCUCGUUUAAUGGACAUUCCCCCUCUACAUCUACACCCGCAAAAUGAGGAUUGACUUGCGAGUGGCUGGGGUCUUCCGUCCUGUUCUUUUUUCUUUUGUUUAUGAUCCACACCACACCACCUGCGAACUUCUUUCCACUUCGGCGAACAGGACUGUAGGUUUGGUAUUGUCAAUACGUUAAAGCACUAAAUACAUAAAUACUCGAUACCAGCUUACCAGCUGUACUGCAAUAGUUUAGUACUAGUAGGUACCGUACGCGUACGCAUCGAAAGCUUUUAGCGAUGACGUGUCAGGU